Amoebophrya sp. A120 is the source of this 323-nucleotide messenger RNA. The record is from the annotation of a GenBank genome assembly. Lineage: Eukaryota; Dinophyceae; Syndiniales; Amoebophryaceae.
CGAAACAAUAAAAACAACAACUCGCAGCCAGUGUCGGAGGAAGUCGUGCUCACUGUUCGGGUCGACGCGAACGUGUGCCACACCGGGGACGAAAGGAAGAUUCCCUUCACGUUUUUCAGAAAUUUGCCGAGAUUUUUCUCCCCCGACAAGGACUUGCUGUUGCAAUUAGAUCAGUUUUGCCGGGAGAAUGGCAUCGCCAACGACCACCACGCGGAGAACCUCAUCCUGCUCAAGACUCGGAAAGACGAGAGCAAGUGGCUUCUACGCGCGGAGGAUUUGCAUUCCAUCGAGGAGGAGGAAGAAGUGCGUUUGGUUUCCGGGAC